Molecule: messenger RNA, 1085 nt
Organism: Pygocentrus nattereri (red-bellied piranha)
Lineage: Eukaryota; Metazoa; Chordata; Actinopteri; Characiformes; Serrasalmidae
Product: high affinity immunoglobulin epsilon receptor subunit alpha-like
Biological process (GO): cell surface receptor signaling pathway
Molecular function (GO): transmembrane signaling receptor activity
Source: RefSeq, a predicted model, not a curated record
GUAUGGAGUUCAGGUCACUCUCUGUAAUACUCUGGUUGAUUUCACUUGUUCAAUCUGGACAUGCUCAAGCUUGGUAUCAACCAACUUUAUCUGUGCAGCCUAACUGGUCACAAAUAUUCAGUGGCGAGUCCGUCACACUCACUUGUUCCUUUCCAAAAGGGAGAGUAACUGACUGGACAUUCUACUGGUACAGAGAGAACACUCAAUUUCAUCACACAGAUGAAAACUAUUACAUCAUAAGAGGCAUCACAGUGGAUCAGAGUUCGAAAUACUAUUGUUAUGUUUCCGAGAAACGUGGUUGAAUAGAGACUUUUUGGAGUAACAAAGUGACUCUCACAGUAACAGAGAGACCAAAAGCUUCACUGACCCUGGUGCCUACUGGACAGAUGUUUACUGGAGUGACUCUCAGAUGUGACAUACAAGGACACACAGACACUGAGUGGAGAUACAGCUGGUAUAAAGAUGGUGACAGUAACCGUCCAGUUCAUUCCUCUGAUGUGAAAAGGGAAUAUUCCCUCAGCGUUGUAGAGUCUGACAGUGGUAAAUACACCUGUAGAGGAGAGAGGAGGAGUGACUCUCAGAGCUUUACCCAGAGCUACACUGACUGUAGAACCCAGAUGGAGUCCUGUGUUCACUGGAGAGUCAGUGACUCUGAAGUGUGAGAUACAGUCUCACAGUAACUGGAGAUAUCAGUGGUAUAAAGGCAGCAGGAGAACUGCAGUCAGUCAGUCUCAGACAAAUACCUUCACCAUCAGAUCAGCAGCAGAUCAGGAUCAGUACUGGUGUAGAGGAGAGAGAGAUUACAGACCUUCAUCAUCACAGUUCAGUAACAGAGUGAAUCUCACUGUUAAAGCAGAAACACCUAAACCUGAACUCACAUCAAGCCAUAAAGGAGCUGCACUGAUAGGAAAUCCAGUGGUUCUGUACUGUGAGCUGGAUCAGUCUGCUGGAUGGAGGUUUUAUUGGUCCAAACACACACAGAGCCCUGAGAAUGAGACCAAGACUGAAACACACUCCUACACCAUCAGCUCAGUCAGUGUCUCUGAUGGAGGACAGUACUGGUGCAGAGCUGGGAGAGGAAACCC